Molecule: messenger RNA, 1154 nt
Organism: Moneuplotes crassus
Lineage: Eukaryota; Ciliophora; Spirotrichea; Euplotida; Euplotidae
Source: the annotation of a GenBank genome assembly
AAAGAUGAAUCAGAAACGUUUGAUGGCAAAGAGAAGGGGAAUUUCUCAAAGAACAACUUUUCAUUUUAAUAAACAGACUGUAGGAAAAACUUUGGAUGGAAAGAAAAUGAAUCUAAAAUUAGACGUCUGAAAACCAUAUACUGCUAAAGAGGUAAAAGAAAGGAUAGAUCCCCAACUGCAGAUUAAGCUCUAAAUUUCUUCUAUAAUCCCUACAACAACUCAGUCGUAUUCGGAAAGUACAUGACAUUCAAAGAUCUCUACAAGGAUACUGACUUUGAAGACCCAUGGAUCCAGAGCUUAAUCAAAAAGUCCAGAAGACUAGAUUAUCACCGCAAGCCCACUCUGAAAAGAAGAGGAUCUAAAAAUAUCAGCUCAAGUAAAAAUUCUACCCAGAUGAGAGCACUCCAAUCAACGCUGGCUAAAGUUAUUGUGAAAAAGUUAAACAAGAACUCGAAAUCUUUUGGGUCUGACCACAGUUGCAUGAAGAAUCCAAAUAAUCAAAUCCAGACGCUUAGAAAGAAGAAGGUCCGGAUCAACCAUAAGCUACGAUUAAUGAGCUCCCCUGAUAUUAGAAGGACGAAAACCAAAUAACCAUCAGAAUACUAGAAGGGAUAUCGAAUUUGAUAACUUUUUCAAAAUUGGCCAGUUAGAGGAUGAUAAUGAGAAUACCAAAUAGAGUGGACCAAGAAAGCAUUUUCUCUAAAAUCCCACAAGAAAGUUCCUCUGUUACGUCUGGUAACGAAACUGACCUGAAGAUAGCGGUUUCCAAGGGGAAGGACGAAGGAGCACAGAGAGUGAAGAAGAGGAAUUUAGUGAAGGGGCUGAAGAAGCCAAGGCUGUUCUCACCCCAGCCAGCGAAGAAAGUGGAUAAGCAACAUAAACGGCUUUUUAGCGCAGACCCUGAUCGAAGAAGGCGAAAGGUUGAUAAGAGACAGUGUUUUUCAGCACUGUCUGAACGCAUCAAGGUGAAGAAUAGAGAAGACCAAAGAAAUAAAAAUAAAAUCAAUCAGAUUCAAGGCAUGAUUACCAACUUUACCAGGAUUACUACUCCUGAGAGUCAUACCCGAAAUUUGAAGUAUUAUACAGUCAACCAGGAUGGUGUUAAGGAGAAGAAAACUCUGUGUGAAAGCUGACUUAAGAAAUGGUUUUCGUAG